Chelonia mydas (Green sea turtle) is the source of this 2773-nucleotide messenger RNA. It is a transcript of the gene TNF, whose product is annotated as tumor necrosis factor. Gene Ontology annotation, molecular function: cytokine activity; tumor necrosis factor receptor binding; CD40 receptor binding. Lineage: Eukaryota; Metazoa; Chordata; Testudines; Cheloniidae. Gene Ontology annotation, cellular component: membrane; cell surface. The transcript is spliced from 4 exons. Gene Ontology annotation, biological process: tumor necrosis factor-mediated signaling pathway; extrinsic apoptotic signaling pathway via death domain receptors; immune response. The record is from RefSeq and is a predicted model, not a curated record. Bases 429 to 1151 code for a protein of 240 amino acids.
CACGCUUCUCCACUCAUCACUCACCCGGGGACAGGCGCUGCUGGGAAGAUCCGGCCGGGGAAACCGAGGCACCACCAAGAUCCACGCCGGGGAAACAGCCUGCAUUCCGAGGGCGAAAUCCGCUCCCCUUCGUCGCUCCGCUCCAGGGAAAUCAGCUCGACUCGCCCGGUAGCUCAGGUGAAAUUCCCCACGUUCACCUGUUUCACAGCGGGUGAGAUCAGCCAAAUUCGCCCCGUGGAAUCGAGUGAAUUUCCCCAGCGAAACCAGCUGAGUUCGCCCCUUCGACCCGGGGAAAUCGGCUCACUCCGCCUGCCGGCGUCAGCGAAAUCCCGGGAAUCCGCCCAGGCCAGCUGCUCACUUCGCCCGGCGGGAAACUAACCCUGGAGACCCCUGCCCCGAGGAAGCCGAGCCCAGCCACGCCCGCAGCCAUGAGCACCGAAAGUCUGGUCUGCGACGUCGAGAAGGGGGGCGUUAUCGUGGUGCGGGAGUCGCGGCCCGGCGACGGCCGCUGGAAGUGUCUCAGCGUCUGCUCCUUCCUGCUGCUGAUGGGAGCCACGGCCGUCUUCGCUCUGCUGCAUUUCAGAAACGGGGGGCCCCUGGUGAGCCAGGACCCCAAAGAACCCAGGAGUUCGGGCCACACGCAGCAACUCACAGGUCCGAUGACGAUGAAGUUGCAAGCCCAGUCGCUGAACAAGCCAGCUGCCCAUGUCGUCGCAUCCACUGACUCCAAAGAGCUGAUCUGGACUGACGAAGUGGCACACACCAUGAUGCAGAACGGGAUGGCACUGGUAAACAACAAGUUGGUGGUCCCGUCCGACGGCCUCUACUUCAUCUACUCCCAGGUGGUCUUCAAGGGAGACAAAUGUCCGGAGGAGUCCAUUUAUCUCCAGCAUACCAUCUUUCGCUACUCCGUAGAGUACCCAGAAAACGUUGCCUUGCUGAGGGCCAUCAAGUCGUUCUGCGAGGGGUCCAAGGCAGCCAAGGACGAGAAGGGGGUACAGUUCGAGUCCAUCUACCAAGGAGCUGUCUUCCAGUUGAUGAAAGGCGACGAGAUCUCCUCUGAAAUCCACUCGGCCCAAUAUUUAGAUCUGAACAGCAAUGGGCAGGUGUAUUUUGGGGUGAUCGCAUUGGAAUUAGGAGUUCCCCAAUAAUGAUCCACUGUCUUCCAUCCUUGGCCAACUCAUCCUCCAUCCUUGGUCAACCCACCAUCUUCCAUCCUUGGUCAACCCUUCAACCCUCCUACCCAGCUGGCCUCCAAAGCCAAGACUACCAUCCCGCAUCCCACCACACCAAACUGACUAUCAGAGAUGCUCGGAAGACCUCUAUGGACGUCCUUUAUGCCUCUCUGCCAAUAUGCCCCAUGGGGCCACAGAUGUGCCCACCUCUAGGGACCAGAGGGGACCACAAUCUCUCUAGACUUGGCUUGUCUGCUGCGGUCAGGAUGGGGCAUUGGGUUGCAUCUUGGUAGGACCAAACAAGAACCUGCCAAGAGAAUGAUAUACCUGGUCAGAGCCGCUGAUCUACAAAAAUGUUGUGUUAACUAAUAUUGUGUUAUUUUUAUGGUUAUUAUUGGUAAUUAUUGUGCCUAAUAAUUUAUUUAUUUAUAUAUUUAUAUUUAUUGGGGUUAACAAAGCUGUGUUGGUGCAUGGAGAGAUUUUUUUGUGUGUUGUACACACCUACGGCAAGUGUAGGCGAUUGUGCGUGUGCCCACACAUUCUAAAAUUCUAUAUACGCAUCAGAAGGGGGUCCUGGGGGUGUCUACACAUAGACCCACAAAACGGCAGGCAAUGUUUGUGUGUUUGUAUCACACAGCUGCAGAUAAUAGACAGUUUUGUGUACACACACACACAAUUGUUGCCUGUGGGUCUUUGACACAAACCCACACCAAUAUUUGGCAAUUCUAGCCAUUUGUGUGUUUACAAAAUACCCAGAUUUUAGGAGAAUGUGUGUGUGUGUGUGUGUGUGCAGAGAUCACACAAUGUUGUGUGCAUGCACCACACAUACACACAGCAGUGUUAUGUUUCUCUUUAGCGCUGCAUGAUCUCUUUGCGUGUCACAAAGUCUUCUUUCCAACAAGACAGCCAUCCUCCAGAUCAAGCUGGCGGAAGGUGUGACAUUGUGUUGCGCUUUGCCCUGAGCAGCAACACACCCUCACCCCAACCUGCCAUGUCGCUGCGAGUGCUUUGUGGUGGCUGGACUAUGCGCUGGCCCCUCAGCUGUCAAAACGCCCCCAUCGGUACAGAUUCAGUAUAGGGUCCCUUUACGUAUACGGUGUAUACCUGACCCUAGCUGGCUAUAUGGAUGUAUAUUACACACAGCCAGGACUCCUGGGUUCUAUCCCAGCUCUGGGAGGGAAGUGGUGCCCAGUGGUUAGAGCGGGGGGGCCUGGGAGCCAGGACUUCUGAGUUACUCAAGAGAAUGAUGUUCUCAUUGUGAGGGGAAGAGAUAUUUGUAUCUGAGAUACAGUUUACUGUCGAAUCCCUGAUCUCAUGUCUUUUCAGGGAUUUAAAUUGUCUUAUGUUUUAUGUUAAAAUGUCACAUGCGGGGGGUGGGGCUUAUGCGUCCAACUCGUUGAAUGUUUGCUGGAACGAAUCUCUUGCCACUCCUGCGGGAACGGUGGCGUGGUUUUAUUUUGUGUAGGGUUUUAUUUAUUGUGGUUAUUUAUUGUGUGUUUAUUCCCCCUAUGCGGGGAGAGAAGGGGGGGUGGAAAGCUGUUUGUCUUUUGUUUGAAAUGGCCUAUGAAACAGGCCAACCAAUAAACUUUCGAAACGGA